This is a messenger RNA of Procambarus clarkii (red swamp crayfish), 1410 nucleotides long. Lineage: Eukaryota; Metazoa; Arthropoda; Malacostraca; Decapoda; Cambaridae. The record is from RefSeq and is a predicted model, not a curated record.
AUGUCUUCAUCUCUAAUUGAUCCUGUACAAGAUGCGAUGAUUGAGCACAUUGAUGGAUCACUGUACACAGGCGGCCACUCCUCUUCGGAAAGGCGUACGUCCCCACGGCGAUGCGGGCGCUCCAUAAACUUCAAAACGACGUCCUCAGGCGGCGGUUUUGAUCAACCACCGUCAUCAGGCGGCGACCGCACCAAAGCAGCGGACAUCGUAGACCCCAGAGUUACUGGAGAGGCAGCAACUCCGCCGCCGAUGGAACAGGAACCGAGGGCACAAACUCCGCCCGCGACACCAAGGAAGGAGGCUCCACAGGGGAAAACACGACAGAGGCCACAUCCGGAACAGCAUCCACAGGGUCGGGCACUAGCGCAUAAUCCCCACUACGGACAUCUUUCCACAGGACCACCACAAGGCCUUGGCCCACAUCAUCAGCCGCACCAGCCACAACAGGAGGAUGGACCUCCCUCCCCCCCCCCACGGCGGGGAACCCCCGGCUGGAGAAGAAACAGUGGGAAACAUAGAGACACUGUCAUCGGCGGCAGCAGCAGGCACGUGAACCUUCCCCACCACCAUUAUAGUCGACACCGCCGCCCCAGGUACCACUUCACCGACAUUCGCAGACUCGUAACCGUCAAAUUCACCUUCAUCGGCCCAGCACAGCCGGGACAAACAACGGGGACGGAGAGACAGGAGCCGCAGGACAAGGCAGAGGGUCAGGCUCAGAAGACGAAGGGUCAGGCGCAGAAGACGGAGAGACAGGCACAGCAGAUGGAGAAGCUGAAGACGGAGAGGGAGCGUCCGGGAGAACAACAGCCACCAGGAACGCCACCAGCAGCAGCACAUCCAACAGAGGAUGGCACAGCCACCGGAGCACAAGCGUCAUGUGAAGAAACGAAAAAAAUUGAUCUGGGACGUAUGAAGGAUUACGCCGCUAAAUUAAAAGUCUCUGAAAAAAUUGAGCAGGUUGUUGCCGUUGAAGUUCACCGUGACCAAGGCCACGAAGAGUCACCGAAACGUAGCAAGGGCACAGUACAACCGGUGUGUGGGGAUCAUGGUAAAGAGAACAGUGAUAAGACAUGGUGGGAUCUUGUGGAACAUGAACAGAAUCGAGACGAGAUGCAAGAACACAAUGUACAAGAUGUUAAGAAACUUGAUGUGCUGCUUGAUUACUUUGAAAUAUUAAUAAAUCCAACGACCUUGUUGAAAGGUGGUACGAUGAUAUUGAUUGGUAAGCGAGCCCACAUCAAGGUUCUUAAUACUGAAAUGGAUGAUAAUGGUGAAUUAGAGAAAUUGUACAAAAAAGUGAACGUAGACCAAGGUAUGCGGAAGUAUUUCCUUGGAAAAUGUACACGGGUUUUAACCCAGGAUGACAACACGUCAUUAUUGGCAGAUGUAGAUAAGCAGGAAGUGUAG